AUCUCUUGGAGUAGAUACCAAGGGUUCGCGCCAGAUUUCUAAAGUCUUUUUCAUUUUUAUAAUUCAUGUACAAUAUCUAAAAAUGCCGCUUCUAGGUAAAAAGGUAUUUACCAUAGGAGCUAAUUCUCCAAAAAAGGAAUCAGAGGAUGCGCCGUAUAUGAUACCGCACACCAAAGAACGUUUUCAAUCCAAGUCUGAAUAUGAAAAGCGUAAAGACCUGUACUCUCAAAAUAUAUGGACUUGUCGUGCCACCGGACAUACCAACCUAACACAUGAAGAAGCUUAUAAAUCAGAGAUCAGCAUAACAGAACAACUUUCCUCACAGUUCCCUAAGUGUUUUGAGAAAGAUGUACUUGAAGUUGUGCAUCAUAAUACUGUAAGUUUAGAAACAUUGGUUGAUAAAGCUUGGUGGAAACUACACCAACAAUUUGUGGUCGGGGAAAAAGUGAAUCUGAAGGUUAAAGUUGCCGACAGGCUUAUUCCUGCUAAAGUUAUAGCUGUUGACAGCAGUCAUUCUGAAAACAAAGCAAAUGGUUCAUGCAAUUCACCAUCAAGUGACAAGGAAAACAGCACAGAUGAAAAAGAGAAAGAUCAUUCACCUAAAAAAUGGGUUCCUCCUAAGAUGUUGCCCUACAACUACAGUAUUGAACUUGAAAAUGAAGCCAAAGUGAUCCAUUCUGUUCCAGGAGCUGAUCUGCAGCGUGUAGAGAAGGCUCCGUCCAAAGAUCUAUUGCGACUUUUUAUACGGGUAUCAGCUCUUCGCUCAGGAACUACGGCCACUAGUCCUUGGGUUGUUAAUGCUGAUUUAGUGAAACAGUAUAAACUUGUUAGCAAAUUUGCUGAUUUUUUCCUCUCCCCUGUUAAGAUGUCAGAAGCUCUUAAAAAAGCUGAAGAAAAUGGAAAUAAAAGAAAAUUAUCAAAUGGAGCCUGCAAGUCUGCUGCAAAGAAAUUAAAACUUGAUAAAUCAGGAGAAAAAUCAAAGAAAGAACAGCAACUCAAAACUGUCCAGCUUAACAAGAAAGUGAAAGAUAAGGACUCCACACCUAAAUCUAAAAAAGAUAAGUCUACCCCAAAACAGAAAACACCACUGAAAAAAAUUUCAGCCUCUCCGAAAAAGAAGUCUCAAGAUUCAGCCAUUGUUGUAUCUGACACUGAUUCUGAAGAUGGAAUUACCUUAGCCAAGCUCAAACGCCAGAGUUCAGGAGCCAAUGGGGGUUCAGAUGUCCCCCUUUCCCAGCUAGCUGAACAAAGCACCCCGAAGAAAAAGAAGAAAGGUAGUGAAUCCAGUGAUGAAGACAUACCCCUCAGCAAAAUCACCCCUUCCACCCCUAAAAAGCUCUCCCCUAAGAAAAUGACCACAGGCACCCCAAAAAAACCGGUCUCGUCCAAUAAUAAAAAUAAUACAUCUUUAAAAAAGAGCACUAAAAAGAAAAAAGAUAAAGAUGCGGAUAAAAAGAAAGGAGGGAUGAAACAAGUGACACUGUACGAUUUGACUAAAAAAGGGAAAACUGUUGUUUCCACGCCACAGAAAAAAUCCCCUCCAAAAACGCCCAAAUCGCCAUCUAAGCCCCCACCAACACCAGCGAUUGUGCGCAGACUUCUAAACAUGAAGAGGGAAACACUGAACGAGAAGAUGAAAUACUCCAUGCUGCUCAAGAAAGCCGUGUCUGUCUUAACUGCUGCGCAGAUUAAGAACUUGCCAGAUAAGCUCAAAGAUGAGUUUGAGCACAAAAAACGCUUCAUCGAAGAGAAGCAAAAAAUGGCUAAAAUGACACCGGAGGAGAGGGAAGCUUACCUGAAAGAGAAAAGAGAACAGGCAAAGCAGAUCCAGAAGCAGAAGCUGCUCCAGAAGUUGAAGGACAAGAGAAGAAGAUUUGAGGACACUGACCUUGACCUGACGCCGUUACCCCAAGCCACUCUGGUCCCCACGCCCGAUGGCUUCCCCAAUACAUUGUUUGGGGAUGUUGCCAUGGUGACGGAGUUCAUUAACUGCUUUGGUGGUCUGUUGAUGCCAGAAUCUGAAUAUCCUAUUUACACUGAUGCCUUAAUGAAAGCUCUGGUUGGCGGUUCUUCUGGGUUUACUUACUUGUCACGAGUACUAAACGUACUUUUACAAACACUGCUACAGGAUCAAAUUGCCAAGGGAUAUAAAGAACUCAAUACACAGUUAUCUGAUAUAGCAGUGAGUGCUUAUACAGCUUCUGAACUGGUGAGACUGUGUUUGCGCUGUGAAGAUAAGGAAGAAGAUGAAAAUGAAGGGGAUGUCCCUGAAGAAUACAUCCACUUAUUAAAGGAUUCAGAAUUUUAUCAACUUGAUGUUGAACAAAAAUUAUGUGUGUUACGAGGGUUAUGUUCACGUGUGCUAGCCACAUACUCUGUUCAAGAUUAUAUGGAAGAGCAACAGCGUGCAGCAAAUGUUCUUACGAGGCAAAAAAAUACAGAAAUGAAACAAAUAGCUGCACAAAAAAAAACUGGCAAACAAAAUACACCAGGGGAUAAAACAGACAAGAAAGGCAAGGAAGACAAGCCUGCAGUAACACAGUCGGGCACCCUCAGUAUAAAUAGUUUUUACGGCAAGGAGGAAGAGGACAGUGCCGAGGAUUCCACCAACUGGAGAUCCAUUGUGAAGAGACGCAGGGAGUUGGCAGCCAAAGCAGCAGCUGAGAAGGAGAAGCUUGAGAAAGAGAAGAUGGCAAUGAGGCAAAAAGAAUACCAGGAAGAAAAGCAGAAGGAAAAGAUGAGGAAAAAGCAGGAACAAAUAGCUGAGGCAAUCAAUUUGGCAAGAAUGGUUUUAAGACAGGAAACUGUUGGCACGGACAGAAAUCACGACAGAUAUUGGGUGUUCACAAAUACAACACCUGGAUUAUAUGUUGAGAAAGGCUGGAUGGGUGAGGAAGUGAACUACAGUGUAAAGGUUGAAGUUCCUAAGGGUGAUUCUGAUGAAGAGGAAUCCUCCGAGAGUGAUGAAGAGGAGGAGGAGGACAAUUCUGCUGUUAAAGAAGAGAACAGUACAGCCCCUCAUAAAACUGUGUACAGAGCCAGGAGACAUGUCAUAGAAAAAAGUAUACCUCAUGCUGGGCAAAAUCUGUGGUUUACAUAUCGAUCUCAGAAGGCCCUAGAUGGGCUUUUAAAAGCCUUGCACCCUCAGGGUAUCAGGGAGUCUCAGCUUAAGACAGAGAUUAAACGUCGGUAUGAUGAUAUAUCAAGAGCUAUAGUCCAGGCCCAAAGAACAAACCUUGAGUUGCGAGAUUCAGACGGGGAUGUAGAGAUGAUGGCUGGAUUUAAGAAGGAGUUGUCUGACAUGGAGCUCCGUCUGAGAAAUGGUGGUCUUGGAGGCGUUUCUGACUUUGAUGAGUGGGAGUCUAAGUUGAUGGAUGCAACAGAAAUUGCUGAUAUGAGUGAAUGUUUGUUACAAGUUAAAGAUGGAAUUUUAGAGAAAUUCCUUCAAGGUUUUAUGAAGCCCAGUAACAAAUCAAGUGAAACCGAAAAGAAAGAAGAAAUAAGCGAUGAAGAAGGCAGCAAAAAUAAUGAUGUGGUCACAGAAAAACACCCAGAGAGGGAGGCAAAGAGGGAGAAAUCAAUCAGAGAGUGGAGAGAGGCAGUGGAAGGGUGUCAGACACUGUCUAGGUUACACGUCUUAAUGGCCAUGUUGGAUUGUUGUAUAAAGUGGGAAAAAUCUGCAGAAAAUGCUAAAUGCAAAAUCUGCAGAAAGAAAUGUGAUGAAACUCGCCUUCUGUUGUGCGACGAGUGUAAUCAAGCUUUCCAUAUGUACUGCUUAAGGCCUGCUCUAUCUAAACUGCCCAGUGGGGAUUGGUUCUGUCCAGCCUGCAUGCCACGUCGACCCCAGUCAAGACCUCUUGAGUCUGAGAGUGAAGCCGAGGAAAAUGAGGAUAAAGAGGAUGUUUGCAGGGAGUGUGGCGGAUCUGACAAACUCAUUUUUUGUACCAAAUGUCCGGCAGCAUUCCAUACACAGUGUCACAAUCCACCUCUUAGGCACCCUCCCAGGGGUGUUUGGGAGUGUUGUGAUUGUAAAAAUGGUGCUAAUGACAGGCGAAGAGGCAAAUAUGCUAGAAAAGUAGCUCCCAAACGCAACUACCGCCAAGAGAUGACUGCAAGUGAGGAGGAAGAAGAUGAAGAAGAAGAGGAAGAAAGUGAGGAGGAAGUCACGCCACAGAGGACGAGAUCUCACCCGGGUAGACCCAAGGGUUCAACACGCAGCAGGGAUAAAAGCCAGACCUCGUCACAGCCGUCAGGUCACACGAGGUCACGCAGCGGUAACCAGCGAGAUGGAAGUUUUAACCAGACGCCAGCCUCGCGGACUUCUCGUAGAGGUCCUUCUGAGUUGUCAUUGUGUGAGGAAAUUUUACACAAAGUUAUGAAACACAAGUCUUCAUGGCCAUUUUUAGAGCCUGUUGAUAAAAAAUCUGUGCCUGACUACUAUACAGUAAUUAAGAAGCCGAUGGAUUUUCAAACAAUGCUGAAGAAGUGUACACGGUUAAGCUAUGCCUCUCCUCAAGAGUUUAUAGAAGAUGCAGCUCUUGUGUUUGAGAAUGCUGAGGCCUAUAAUAAGCCUGACAGUGAAGUUUUCAACUGCAUGCGUGAGGUAGAGAAAGUUUUCAAAGAUGCCCUACACAAGAUGCUCCCCGACUGGCCUUUCUAUAGGACUGUGGCGGAGAAAGAGGAGAACUCAAGUGGCAGUGAUACUGGCAGACGCAGGUCUAGGAACAAAUAAUGCUGAGCACUGUUAGCGCUUAAAACAGGUCCUGUCUUGGAGGGUUGGACACAGAAUGGUGUAAAUAAUAAUGUAAUGUAUAUAGCAUAGCUGAUUUUUAAAACCUUGUGUUAUGUUAUUAGAAAAUUGUACCCUGAUAGAUAUAAGUGACAACUUUAUACGUAUAUUCUAAUUUUUAGUUUACAAAAAAUUGAAGGUUUACACAGAAAAUCAGUCGAUUGACUUUAAAUAAAAAUAAAUAAAUAAAAUAGUACUCCAAGUGUGCUACUUCAAAAGCAAUCAAGUUGUAUAUUACAGUAUGUCAUUCUUUUUUUUUCUGCGCAUGGAUCUUGGCAUUACAAAGGUUACGCAUCAUGAAUAUUGUUAUAUAUGUACAUAUAUUGGUUUUUAUUUUACUUGUACUUAUGUUACAAUGUUUGUCUUUUUAAAGACAACUUUUGUUAGAUGUGUAUUGAAUGCUGAAACUUGAGCAAGAUUUCCUCAAAUGAUGUUAGUUUUUUUUAACAUAAAUAUAAUAUGAUAACAAAGGUAACAGUAAGGGAUAUUUACGCAAAACAUCAAACGUAGAUUUUAAUUAUUUAGUAAUUUCAAAUUAUCUACAUCUCUUAUGUGUUCCAUUGUAUCAAAUGCUGAAAAUGUAUUUUAAAUGCACAAUUGGUCUCUUCAUUUUGCAUAGUGUUUUUUAAAUAACCAAAGUGUAUCAUGAUUUUUAAAAAAAAUUGUAUCAUUUUAUUUUAUGAAAUGUAUAUUGGUAAAAAAAUAUAUUAGAAAAAUGUCAAGAAAUAGUCAAGGAUAAAAAUGUAACAGAACUCUAUUUUAUAGAUGUCUGUUAUAUCUUCCGGUUAAUCCUUGAUUUUUGUUUUUUAAAUUUUAAUGCAAAAUGUUCUUAUUCUGAAAUAAUUUAUUUUUGAAUGUGCAAGAUUAGGAAAAAAAAAAUUCAGUCACACACAAACUGCUUAACAGGUUAAUUCUAUACAAAGAGCCUUAAGUUUGAUUUUGUAGUAUACAGUAUUCUCGCCCUCUCUUCAGCAUCUUGUACAGUUUUAUUCACAAGCCGCACAAUGUCUUUUUUUCAUGCAUGUGACUCCAGUUGAUGUGUAUAUCUAGCAGUGCCAUUUUAUAACCUGCUGUACUAUUUCAUUGUUAGAAUGCUUUUAUGUAUUUGAAAGCACAUGUAAAUCUCCUGCACUUAAGUUUAGAUUUUUGUUGGUCUGAUUAUUUAACCAAUACAAGCUCAACAACAAUUGUGGGCAACACACUUGGUGAAAACGUUCUUGAGAUAGGGUCUUUAAAAUAUUUAGGCAAUAAAUAUAUAUAAAUUAAUUUUAUAAAUUUUAUGUUACCCUGGGGAAAGUAUUCAAUGAAGUAAAAUACUUAAAUAAAAGUAAAAAAAAAUUAAAAUAUUUUUGAGCGAAGCUGAUGAAAUAACUAUACAAAUAAGCGGGUCUAAAAUAAGUUCAUGAUUGUUUUAUAUGAUUAUGUAUUUUUUAAAUAAAUAAAUAGUAUAAAAAUAAUCACACAUUAUGAAUGGCCCAUACAGUUUUACAUAGCUUAGAUUAAAAAAAAAAUUGUGAAUAUUGAGACAAUGAAAAAUGGUUGUGGAAUAGUAAACUCAAAUAAACUUUGGCUUCAGUCCUUUUUUUGAAUGAAACAUAAUCUUAUUUUAAUCAGAGACCUGUUAAGCUAACAAGUUCUCCACUUAUAUUUAUGUUGUAGCCCAUGAUGUCUUUAAUGUUUUAAAAAAAAUUUGUUUGAAAAUAAAUUGUGUAUAUAGCCUUUCUAAGUAAAUGUACAAAGCAAUUCUUGUGCAUAACGUGCAUUGUAUUUGUAUGACUGCCAAAGUUGUUUGAAUGUAUGUAGGUUGAGUGUUGUGAGAAAAUAAUGUUUUAUUUUAUAGAGACAUACAUAGUAAGAUAUAGAAUGGCGUGUGUUAAUGAUUUUAUUUGUUGAAAAAAAUUCUGAUGAUGAUGCUAACUGAAGAUAUAUUCCAUCCAUUGAAACUAAAAUACAUUUUUAAGUGUUGACCAAAAAAAAAAUAAUAAUGUAUUUAAAUUGUUUUGAACAGUUUUUUUUUUUUAGUUUUUGUCUUACUGUACAAUGUGUGAUCAGUGUUGUCAUGGCAACAAUGGUGGACCAAAUAAACUUUGAGU
Physella acuta is the source of this 6882-nucleotide messenger RNA. RefSeq names its product tyrosine-protein kinase BAZ1B. The record is from RefSeq and is a predicted model, not a curated record. NCBI's taxonomy places the organism in Eukaryota, Metazoa, Mollusca, Gastropoda, Physidae. Gene Ontology annotation, molecular function: histone H2AXY142 kinase activity; histone binding. Gene Ontology annotation, biological process: DNA damage response; chromatin remodeling. Gene Ontology annotation, cellular component: WICH complex.